This is a messenger RNA of Manis javanica (Malayan pangolin), 1116 nucleotides long. The record is from RefSeq and is a predicted model, not a curated record. NCBI's taxonomy places the organism in Eukaryota, Metazoa, Chordata, Mammalia, Pholidota, Manidae.
UGGUAGAGAAGCCUUGGACUCCGAACGCUCGCUCACUCGCUACCCGGACAGACCUGGCUGAUCGCUGCUCAUGGGAGGUUUUCUGAGCCGAGUUGUGGGGGUUCUUCUCACCGAGCUGGUGGGGCUUCUCAUCAAGCUGGUGGGGGUUCUUCUCACCAAGCUGGUGGGGCUUCUCAUCAAGCUGGUGGGGGUUCUUCUCACCAAGCUGGUGGGGCUUCUCAUCAAGCUGCUGGGAUUUCUCCUCACUGAGCUGGUGGGAAGCCUUCUCCCCAAUCUCCGCCCACCGGCCCGCCCGGCCCUCCUCAGCAGCUCUGCCCGCCCACUGCCCCCUCGGCCCGCGGGGAUCCCAUUCACCCCUCGGUCUGCCGAGGACAAAGAGUGGAUCCCUGUCACCAAGCUGGGCCGCCUGGUCAAAGAUAUGAAGAUCAAAUCGCUGGAGGAGAUCUAUCUCUUCUCGCUUCCCAUCAAGGAGUCUGAAAUAAUUGACUUUUUCCUGGGGGCAUCUCUCAAGGAUGACGUCUUGAAGAUUAUGCCUGUGCAAAAGCAGACCCGAGCUGGUCAGCGGACCAGGUUCAAGGCAUUUGUCGCCAUUGGACAUUACAACGGACAUGUUGGCUUGGUCUCCAAGGAAGUAGCCACUGCCAUCCGUGGGGCCAUCAUUCUAGCCAAGCUCUCCAUUGUCCCUGUGCGGCAAGGCUACUGGGGGAACAAGAUUGGCAAGCCUCACACUGUCCCUUGUAAGGUGACUGGCCGCUGUGGCUCUGUGCCGGUGCGCCUCAUCCCUGCCCCCAGGGGCACUGGUAUCGUCUCUGCCCCUGUGCCCAAGAAGCUGCUGCUGAUGGCUGGUAUUGAUGACUGUUACACUUCAGCCAGGGGCUGCACGGCCACCCUGGGCAACUUUGCUAAGGCCACCUUUGAUGCCAUCUCCAAGACCUAUAGCUAUCUCACCCCUGAUCUCUGGAAAGAGACAGUGUUCACCAAGUCUCCAUACCAGGAAUUUACUGACCAUCUUGUAAAGACCCACACCAGAGUCUCUGUGCAGAGGACCCAGGCUCCAGCUGUGGCCACCACAUAGUUUACUACAAGUAAAAUAAAGUGAAUAAGUUGCCAACUCAA